AUGGCUUUCCUGGAGGACGGGAACCACACUGCAGUGACAGAGUUCAUUUUAUCGGGCUUAACAGAUGACCCAGUCCUUAGAGUCAUCCUGUUCAUCAUCAUCCUGUGCAUCUACCUGGUGACCGUGUCUGGGAACCUCAGCACCAUCCUUCUUAUUGGAAUCUCUUCCCAGCUCCAUCACCCCAUGUACUUUUUUCUGAGUCACUUGGCUUCUGUUGACAUAGGCAUCUCAUCUUCUGUCACCCCUAAUAUGCUUGUUGGCUUCCUGGUAAUGAAAAAUACUAUUUCUUACCUUGGAUGUGGCAUCCAGCUCAGCUCAGCUGCUUUCUUUGGGUCUGUUGAAUGUUUCCUUCUGGCUGCCAUGGCUUAUGAUCGCUUUGUGGCAAUCUGCAACCCUCUGCUUUAUUCAACCAAAAUGUCCACACAAGUCUGUAUCCAGUUGGUUGUAGGAUCUUAUAUAGGGGGUUUUCUUAAUGCUUCCUUUGGUACCCUUUUCUUUUUAUCUUUUCUAUUCUGUGAACCAAAUAGAAUCAAUCACUUUUUCUGUGAUUUUGCCCCUUUGAUGAAACUCUCCUGCUCUGAUGUCAGUAUCUCUGGAGUUGUUAUCUCGUUUUCUGCUGGUUCAGUCACUAUAACCACACUGACUGUGAUAGUCAUGUCAUAUUUCUAUAUCCUCAUAACCAUCCUGAAGAUGCGCUCCACUGAGGGCCGCCAGAAAGCCUUCUCUACCUGCACCUCGCACCUCACUGCAGUCACUCUCUACUAUGGGACUGUCACAUUCAUUUAUGUGAUGCCCAAGUCCAGCUACUCCAUGGACCAGAACAAGGUGUUGUCUGUAUUCUAUAUGGUGGUGAACCCCAUGUUAAAUCCCCUCAUCUACAGCCUCAGGAAUAGUGAAAUGAAAAGUGCUCUGAAAGGAAAAAUUCAUAAGCAAACAUUUAUAAAGAACAAGAAGUUGUUUUGUAAAAUUUAA
Alexandromys fortis (reed vole) is the source of this 972-nucleotide messenger RNA. Its product is annotated as olfactory receptor 502-like. The transcript has a single exon. The record is from RefSeq and is a predicted model, not a curated record. Gene Ontology annotation, molecular function: G protein-coupled receptor activity; olfactory receptor activity; odorant binding. Gene Ontology annotation, biological process: sensory perception of smell; G protein-coupled receptor signaling pathway. Gene Ontology annotation, cellular component: membrane. The coding region runs from base 1 to 972 and encodes 323 amino acids. Lineage: Eukaryota; Metazoa; Chordata; Mammalia; Rodentia; Cricetidae.